This is a messenger RNA of Eptesicus fuscus (big brown bat), 2527 nucleotides long. RefSeq names its product gamma-glutamylamine cyclotransferase (gene GGACT). The record is from RefSeq and is a predicted model, not a curated record. Bases 346 to 852 code for a protein of 168 amino acids. Gene Ontology annotation, molecular function: gamma-glutamylaminecyclotransferase activity. Lineage: Eukaryota; Metazoa; Chordata; Mammalia; Chiroptera; Vespertilionidae. The transcript is spliced from 5 exons.
GUUUCCGCUCGGCUGCCCGGCCCGCGCUCCCCGCGGGCGCCGCGCUCUGCAGCAGGACUGAGAACGGGAUCCCUGGCUUCUGGUUAUGCCCUAAGGUGGGAGUACGUAUCCUGGGGUCCUGUUUGGAAGGAUUCUGAAGUCAAAAGCUUUUCAGACUCUCAGGCUUAAUAUGUCGCUGGAUCCCAGGGUCACACGGUUUUGAAGAAACAAGCUUACAGGUUUGCAUUCCUUCUGCCUACCUGACAUUCUCCAGAACUAGAAACUCUGCUCAGAACACUCUCAACUGUAUUUCACCUCUUGACAUAUGUACAUUCUACCAACACUGCCCACCCUCAGCUCCUGACGAUGGAGCAAAGACUGGGAGGAAGAGAAACGCGAGGCCUCUGCCCGAUGGCCGACGUGUUCGUGUACGGGACCCUGAAGCGAGGCCAGCCCAACCACAAGGUCCUGCUGGACGGCACCAACGGCUGCGCCACCUUCCAGGGCCGGGGCCACACGGUGGAGCCGUACCCGCUGGUGAUCGCUGGGGAACACAACAUUCCGCGGCUGCUGCACCUGCCGGGGCGCGGCCACCACGUGCUCGGGGAGGUCUACACUGUGGACGAGCGGAUGCUGCGCUUCCUAGACGAGUUCGAAGGCUGCCCCGACAUGUACCAGCGCAGGCGGGUGCGCGUCGCGGUGCUCGAGUGGGAGGGCGCCCCCCAGGAGCCCCCCGCCGCUGAAAGGAGCCUGCAGUGCUUCGUGUACAGCACGGCCACCUACCCGCCCGAGUGGGCCCAGCUCCCGUACCUCGACAGUUACGACUCGCAGGGGGCGCACGGGCUCCGCUAUAAUCCACGGGAAAACAGAUAAACGCCGAGGAAUGCCCUCUAGCCAGGGGACAGACACACAGCCCUGAGGAUGGUAAGAUUACCUCAGUUUGGUCUGCACGCACUGAAUGCAAAAGCCUAAUGAUGUCCUUUUAAACAAAUAUUUGUGAAACUCAAUCUGUGGAAAAAGAAAUUCUCUCUUUUGGUGUCAGCCAAUUUCCUAGAUAAUUUUGACAUACCAAUAAUAAGAUUGUGCCCUGAAAUCUGUCCAUCCAAUACUGCUUUAUUGCUUGCUGCUUAAAGAGCAUUAGGUGUUUGAAUGUACUGGGUAAGAAAAAUUUAGGCUUUUAAUUCCCCUAAAUGGCAUUUCAGGAACUCAUAUGUUAUCAUCCUUUUCUUUCUUCUUUGUCUGCUUUGCUUUAAUCUGAAGAUGACAUUUAAAAUGAAUGUGAAGACUUUGUGUUGCAGCUAGAUUUUAGCAGCCCUACUCUAUUGAUUCUGACCUGUAUAGCACCAAGAAAAAAAAAAUGCUGAGCUGAUCUUGGAUGUCUCAGUGUAAUAAAUAAUAAAAGAAACUCAAGAAAACCAUGCUGCAUUUUAGAGUAGUUUUGGAGAACAUACAACAUUGUUCUUCACAAUUUUCAGAUCAAGCUUAUUAAAGAGACUAUUAAAGAUGAUCAUUUAAAAUUAAACUAGUUUUUUUAGAAAAUCAAAUAUAAAAGUAUUGGUGCCAUUUUUGGCCCUUUUCUUGGCCCUUAUUUGGUAGAAGGUUCUUUUCCUUCUAAUCUAGCAAAAUAAUGAGCACCCGCUUGCUGGCAGACACAGCUGAACACCCUGAUUUCAGAUGGAAGCUCCCCCAAGCCCAGUGCCCAGCGGCAAGCACUGUCCCUGCUUCUGAGGGAGCGGCAUUUGGGGGUGGGCCUUUGGAGAAGAACCAACACAUUAGCAAUUUGUUCUUCAGGCCUGACAGAAAGCGUAGCUUCCAAAUACAAACAGCACUUAAAAUAAUUUUAGUGAGGCACGAAGUAGCAAUUACUACCCACCUCCACCUCGUGAUCUGUCAGCGUAGAUUCAGAUCAGUGCGCGACUGCCUCUGCUUGCUUACCAGCAAAGUGUGAAAUGUAUUCCAAGAACUUCAGAACCGAAUGAAAAUGCAGCUGCUGAUCUCAGAAACCUCGUCUCCUCUGGGAGAGCUCACUCACUCUUCAACUUAAUGGUAGACUGUGAUCACUAACUGCAUCUGGCACAAAAACAUGAUCAUUAUUUUUAGCCCCUUUUUCCUGAUUGGAAACUUGCUUCACAAAGACACAAAAAGGCAAGGAUGGGUAUCAGCUGAUGAGUUUGUGGCAGCCCCACCCACUGCAGUUGGGGUGAGGGGGUUCUGGGGGGAAGAGGGGCCCUGUGAGUCAUCUCUCCUUAAGGUGACGUCCAGGGAUCCAGCAGAUCCAGUACUUACCCAUUAGAGCCAUGCAGGGGGAUUUCCAUGAUCAUCAUCAGUGCUGUAGGAAGUUACAAGUAACCACAAACAGGAGUCCUCAACCAGGAUGAGCAGGCAUCCAGAUUAUAGGGUGGCAAAUGCUAAUCUACUAAAACUGAAGACAAAGAGCUGGGAUUUAUAUAAAUAUUUUAAAGGAUCACAAUGAAAUGCUAGUAUUUAAAGUCCACGGGCACGUUGUCUUCAUUCAAAAAAAGGGCAAACUAAUAUUUAGACAAACGCU